Molecule: messenger RNA, 6673 nt
Organism: Nicrophorus vespilloides
Lineage: Eukaryota; Metazoa; Arthropoda; Insecta; Coleoptera; Silphidae
Product: sortilin-related receptor-like
Exons: 12
Coding region: 59-6505 (2148 amino acids)
Biological process (GO): post-Golgi vesicle-mediated transport
Cellular component (GO): Golgi apparatus; membrane
Molecular function (GO): protein binding
Source: RefSeq, a predicted model, not a curated record
AGGUUUGCCGAAUGCGACGAUCCGUCAUCAGUCGUCAGCUGUCUUUCGUGCCGUGAAUAUGGUCAAACAAGUGUUCCUAAUUUUAGUUUUGUUUUGUUCGAUAUUCGUUUACUUUUCGGUCGCCGAUGCUGCAAUUAAGACUUUACAUGGGUACAAAGAUCCUCCGCAGGGUCGGACGGUCUUCUUGGACGCGGAUGAAGCCGGCUUCGUUGCACCCAAAGUGGUAAAACGAAAUGCCGAAGCUCCCCAUAAAGAUAACUCUAUGCCUGAUAAUAGCAACAUCUACACAAAGUUCAACUAUCUAAAUGAUAGUCACAAACAUUUAAUGGUCCAUUGGGUUGGAGAAGGAAGCAAUGUUAUCAUUUGUUUGUCCCGUGAUCCAUCCACAAAGUCUGCCAACAGCGUAGUGAAUCCUUCUGCCGUUUAUAUUUCGUAUGAUUAUGGCGAAAAUUAUAUCAAUAAAACAGAUCAAUUCAUUCUACCCGACGGAAAUAUCUCCACAGUCGAAAAGUUCUACAAUCAUCCGAAGUAUAAUACACAUUUUGUUUUUACGGACUUGACGAAUAAAUAUCUAUUUGUGACUUCGAAUUAUGGUAGGAACAUAACGAGAAUACAUUUAAAUUUCACACCUAGCGACGUUGUGUUCCAUGAAUAUUUGUCACAAGUAUUUUUGGUAUGGGACAAAGAGGCUGGAAAUGAUAAGCUUAUGAUUACUGACAAUUUUGGAGAAACUUUCCGUCUUCUCACAGUAUAUGUAAAGUCCUUCUUUUUGAUACAAGAUAAAAAAUCGCAGCAGCACUUAGUUGUUCAAAGAAAACAACCAUCCGAUACAACGGCUGUGUUUCACUCAACAUCUUUCCACAAAGAUUCAAAUUUAAAAUUGUAUGCAUCUGAAAUUCAAGACGUUUAUGUGAAAGGCGAUUACAUAUUCUACACAAAAAAAAACACUAAAGAUUCAUUCGAUUUGUUCGUAUCUUACAAAUUAGGAAAAAUGGUGCAAUGCUAUUUUGAUACUGAGCUAACGCUGAGAGAAUUUCACGUGGCCGAUGUUUCCGGAAACAGAGCUCUUAUUGCUGUGAGUCACACAAAUACAUUAUCUCAUUUGUAUGUUUCCGAAAAUCUAGAGGAACAUGGUGAUAAAAUACGUUUCACUCUAUCUCUAGAGGGUAUUUUAUGCUAUUUCCCAAAUACUACUUGGAGAGAUUCUUGGUUACACCAUACCGAUGAAGAUGCAUUUGCUGAUUUAUAUAAGGUUGAAGGUCUCGAGGGUAUUUACAUUGCCUCUCAAGUUGCGCACAAAGUACAAAGCGGUUCCGUCAAUUUGAAUCCUCAGCACUUAGUUUCACGUAUAACAUUUGAUCACGGCGCAACUUGGAGGCCAAUUCUACCACCUCAACGUGAUGUUCAAGGACAACUAAUAUCUUGUUCAUUGGCAAAUAAUUGCUCUUUGCAUCUAAGCCAGCGGUUCAGCUAUUUGUAUCCGGAUACUAGAUCAAUUAGCAUUUUAAGUAGCAAAUCAGCACCUGGAAUUAUUGUAGCUACAGGAGUAAUAGGAAAAUCGUUGAAGGGUCAUUUUGCUGUUUACAUAAGUACCGAUGCUGGAAUAACUUGGCGACAAACCUUACGUGAUCUGUAUUUCUUUAACAUGGGCGAUCACGGCGGUUUGUUAACUGCAGUUAAAUAUUUGAAAAUGCGAGGAGAAACCAGACACAUUUUAUAUUCUACAGACGAGGGAGAGAAUUGGAUGGAAACUCCAUUUAAUAAUGAAGAAAUUAGAUUAUAUGGAUUAAUGACCGAACCCGGUGAAAAUACUACUGUAUUCACCAUGUUUGGUUCGCUCCCUCAACAACAUCAGUGGAUCAUUGUAAAAAUGGAUUUGAAAAAUGUAUUCAAAUAUAAUUGCAAUGCUGACGAUUAUAAGCUGUGGUCUCCUAGUCAAAGUGAUGAAAAUCGUAGAUAUGUUCCAUGUGUUCUUGGUCAACAAUUGACUUAUAAACGUCGUAUUCCGCAUGCAAAUUGUUACAAUGGUUUAAAUUUUGAUAGACCAAUCACUAUGGAACCUUGCGAGUGCGAUAGUCGCGAUUAUGAAUGUGAUUACGGGUUUAUGAAAUUAGGUAACGGAGGUCCAUGUGUGCGUAAUAAAAGUGUUGAUAAUAUGUACGAUAUUCCGGAGCAUUGUCCCCCAGGUCAAAGCUAUAACCGUACAAAGGGAUAUAGGAAAAUCGCAGGUGAUAAAUGCGUUAAGGGUUUCGAAAACCAAUAUUUACCGGAUGUCAUUAUGUGUCCUGUGCAGAGUGUGCCGAAUAUAUUGACUUACGCACAAAGAGAUCGCAUUGUUCGAAUGAAUCUGGGAACAAAUACCAGUGUAGAACUGGAAUUACAAAAUUUGAACAAUGUAAUCGCUAUUGAUUAUGAUUUAAUGACAAAUCAUCUAUAUUGGGCUGACAUAGUAUCCGAUACAAUAAGCAGAGUACAUUUAAAUGGUACAUCUCAACAGGAAGUUUUAGUAUCCAGCGAUUUGGUUUCGGUGGAAGGAAUGGCUUUGGAUUGGGUUUCUAAAAAUUUAUAUUUUGUGGAUGGUCUUCGAGCGAAAAUUGAACUAAUUCGCACAGACAUACAUUAUGCUGGUCGUAUGCGAAGAACGAUAUUGAGCGGAAAAGAUUUGACAAAGCCACGCGGCAUUGCGUUGCAUCCAGCUGCUGGAUACAUGUUUUGGACAGACUGGGCCAACGAGAAACCGUCUGUGAACAGAGCGAACUUGGAUGGUACUAAUAUUCUGAAAAUUGCCGAAAAACCUAUUGUCGUUUGGCCAAACGGUAUCACCAUCGAUUACAUUGCCGAAAGAGUAUAUUGGGUUGAUGCUAGAGAGGAUUAUAUUGCAAGUUCAGAUUACAUCGGCGGAAAGUUUAAGAAAGUUCCAAUUCCAAGUGAGUUCGUAUCGCAUCCGUUUGCCGUAGCUGUGUUUAAAGAUGACCUGUACUGGGAUGAUUGGAAAAAGAAUUCAAUUUUCGUAACCGACAAAAAUCAUGGUGGAAAAGUAGGUACGUUGGUCGGCAAUGUCCAUGGAUUGAUGGAUUUAACAGUGAGUGCCCAUGGGGUGCAAAUUGGCAAAAAUCCAUGCGCGAAUAAAGAAAAUUCGCCAUGUGAGUUUAUUUGCGUCGGAGCACCCAAUGAACCGCAUUAUGUCUGCUUAUGUCCGGAUGGUAUGGAUUACAAGAAUGGUAAAUGUUUGUGUCCUGGAGGCGCUCCACCGUUCAUGAAUAUGACAUGCCCAAAAAUUACCGGUACCUGUUCAACUGAUCAUUUUGAAUGCGGCAAUGGUGUGUGCAUACCGAAAUUAUGGCGUUGCGAUCGGGAAGAUGAUUGUGGUGAUAACUCCGAUGAAUUGCAAUGUGGAACACAGACAUGUCCAUCAAAUUAUUUUCUCUGCAACGAUGGGAAAUGUUUACCUCAUUAUUGGCGUUGCGAUUAUGAGAAGGACUGUGUAGAUGGCUCCGAUGAACGGAAUUGUCCAAAAGAUAAUUGUACACAGGAUCAAUUUGCCUGCGGGAAUGGUAAAUGUAUAUCAGACAGGUGGAAGUGCGACGGCGAAAAUGACUGUGGUGAUGAUACCGAUGAACGGGAUUGCGCUGGCCCAGAACCAACUACAUGCAAAGCUGACGAAUUCCGUUGCACAACUGGUGGAAUUAAUUGCAUCCCUAAUACUUGGCUUUGCGACGGAGAAAAUGAUUGUAAAGAUAAUUCAGAUGAGCUCAAUUGCAAAAACAACACUUGUAUGAAUUUCCAAUUCUCGUGCGGUGAAAAUAUUUGUAUUUAUUCUUCGUGGGUUUGUGAUGGCGAAAAUGAUUGUGCUAAUGGAGCUGACGAAAAGAACUGCACUUCAUCCCCAUCAACACCUCCAAUUGACGUUAAAGACUAUUUUUUGCCAAAACAGGCGAAUGGAAAAUGUCAGGAUUGGAUGUUCACAUGUGCCAAUAAUAAAUGUAUACCAAUAUGGUGGAAAUGUGAUGGAGCUAAUGACUGCGACGAUGAAAGUGAUGAGCAAGGAUGCGGCGCAACGACAAAACAACCACCCCCCAUUGAAAUACCGGACAUAAAAGAUAAGGAAGUUUCUAAUUGCGACAAUAAUAAAUUCCAAUGCGCUUCCGGUGCGUGCAUUGCACUAUCGUGGGUUUGUGAUGAUUCCCCGGAUUGUUUGGAUGGUGAGGAUGAAGCACAUUGCGAGCAGUCCGUCCCAUGCGACAGAUCUAAACAUUUCAAAUGCAAAAUCGACGGAAAUUGUAUUCCAUUGUCCUCCGUUUGUAAUGGUAUAUCUGACUGUCCCGAUGGAUCUGAUGAAGAAUAUUGUUCGCCUUGGGAUAAUUCACCUAGUGGACCAGCUACACCCAGCUGUUCGAUCGGUUAUUUCCCAUGCGACAUAAAUCGCUGUUUCCCAUUGGCAUCAAUAUGUGAUGGUAAGAACGACUGCGAGGACGGUUUCGAUGAGAAGAAAGAUUGCUCCAAAUUGUCGAGGGUAUAUCAAGUACUGCAGAUGGGAGUCGAUGAGCGUGGUAUAAACGCAACCACUUUACUUCUGUAUUGGUGGAUUAUGAUACCUGAUAAAGUACAAUUGGAAUUUUUACCGUCAAUAAGUUCUGUUGAUAAUCAUGGAAACAUAAUAUGGACAAACCAAACUUGGACUAAUCAUUCGGAAUACCGUUUUGAUAAUCUGAAACCAUUUACCAAGUAUAACAUGACCGUGUAUGUGAGAUUGUUAAACACGGAAACGGUCUUUCCUCCAGCAAAAUACUUUAUAGCAGUCACUGGAGAAGGCAUUCCAAGUCCUCCGUGGAAUGUAACCGUUAAACAAAAUGGUUUAGACGUCUUAAUAACAUGGAAUAAACCGCUAACUCCGAAUGGAUUGAUUCAAAAAUACGAAAUUUGUUGGUCACCUCCGUUUAUUUCAAUGCGUCUUAGCGAUAACAGUACAACGCAUCUUCUCACUGCAGAUUUCCAACCACAAAUUAAAUAUUCAUUCUACGUGAUCGCCUAUAACAGGAUGAGAGAAAGUGAACGUUCCGACAUUAAAACAUUGCUCUUCGGCGAGUCAGAUAUGGAAUAUGUAAGAUUAUUGCAAACUGUAUCAAAGACUGAUAAUUCUGUAAGUCUCGCAUGGAUCUACAAUGAUACUGCUGUAGAAGGUUUCAAUGUUGAAGUAGAAGUAGUUGGAUUUCCUUAUCCAGCUAUGCCAGCUUAUACAACAACUACAAAUAACAUAACAAUAGGCGGACUUCCUCCUGGCACAAUGUUCAGGUUUAAAGUAAGUGCAUUCAGGAAAUUGUACAGGGGACCGGAACGUACUAUCACAUCCAGAACCGACGGAUCCCCGUUGGUAGCACCACAUCUUCUGGAGGUUACAGUCCUUAAAGAUGUCGGCACAUCCGUUAAAUUGAGGUGGGACAGACCGAAAGACUCUAGGAAAAUAAAUUGGCUUUACGGAGUAUACUAUGGUCUAACGGAAGAAGAAACUUUGGAAAAUCAUCGCUACAAUACAACCGAAUUAACUGCAACGAUAACAAACUUGGAAGCUUGCGAAAAAUAUAUAUUUGCGGUAGGUGUUAUUUCGCCAAUGGGCAUCGGUCCUGUCUCCAGCGAAACCAUGUCCGUUACUACAUUCCUUAACAAACGUGCUCCGCCUAAAAAGGUAAGUGUACAUCAGCUUUCUGAAGACAGUCCAUUGAAGAUGUUGGUGCAAUGGUCACCAUCUUGUCCUGCAAUGAAUCACCCAAUCGGGUAUAAAAUGAAUAUAACUGAAUUAACCAGAGGCAAAUCCACCAUUGUAACUUUUGCUGAAACAGAUUGGCAAGAGCAAAGCCGCAUGUUCGAUGUUACAUAUGGCGGAGUUUACGAAAUUAAAGUUGCUACCUCAGUUAAGGGUGCGAAAUACUCUGCACCCAUAUAUUACAGGGCUCCGCCAAUUUUACCACCAUAUGAGAUCAAUGUGAUCCCAGAAGCGAAUGGAAGCUACAUAGUAUUUUGGCAGGAACGACUAUUACACAAAGAUCUAAACACUCCUUAUGGUUAUGAAGUGUUGGUAUGUGAAGGAAAUGAAAUGAACGAGGCGAAAGCCGACCAUUACAAAGCUGAUAAACCGCCUUUCGUCUUUAAUAAUGCCACCGCUUUGAUGUACACAUUCGCUGUACUACUUAGAACUGAAGAUGGUUAUAAAUCCAACAUUUCCGAAUCAGCCAGCUCUAUUAAUAAAAUAGUAUCGGCAUCUAGUGUGUCCGGCGGCAGUGUAGUGUCAUUCGUCGUGCCAGUGGUAUUAUUACUCUGGGUUUUAGGAGCCGCUCUUUCUUUCUAUGUCAUUAAAUAUAAGAGAUUGCAGAAUAGCUUUACUAGAUUCGCAAAUUCCCACUAUGAUACUAGAUCUGAAAACGCCACUUUUGAUGAUAAUGGUUUAGAUGAGGACGAUAGUCCACAAAUUCGUGGCUUCUCCGACGAUGAGCCUCUAGUUAUAGCUUAAGAGUUACCAUCUAAUAUAUAUAUAACAUGAGCCAGUUUAAUCCCGUUUUAUUAAAUUAAUUAAAAAAAACAAUGAUGUGAGUAUUCCAAAUAUAAGUAGUUUUAACUAGUCUUGACGUUAUAAUAGUAGAAAUAGUAAUAUAUUCAAUAAAUCUUCCUUUAUAAUUAA